Molecule: messenger RNA, 1848 nt
Organism: Amborella trichopoda
Lineage: Eukaryota; Viridiplantae; Streptophyta; Magnoliopsida; Amborellales; Amborellaceae
Source: RefSeq, a predicted model, not a curated record
AUGGGCUUGCUUUCAUUUUGGAUCAUCUCUAGUAUUCUGGUCCCUUUAGCAUCUCUAGCAUGGAACCUUGUGAGCUUAUAUAUCAACCCUUCGUGGUAUCUUUUAUUCAAGAUAGUGAUUUGGGAUCGAGUUUUCGGAAAAUAUGUCUCGGGAUUAUCAUUUCGUACUUCUUGGAUGAUUCGCCUGGCUAUGCUAGCUCUGUUCAAAGUGGUGGGAAAUCGUAUGACUCGACAAUUUGAGGCCAUGAUUUAUGAGUUUUUCUUCGGUAGGCCUCAAAAUCACAGUAAUACAAAUUCUUUUCAAGCUCAACCAGAAGUUGAAGAAGAAUCAAGAAGAUUGGAGGUUGAGAAGAGUGAUUAUGAGUUAAUCAUUCAUGAAUAUCUGUUCUUGAGUCCUGAUAAUUACAGUGGUUCUCAGGAGGAAGAAGUUAAAGAUGGUUAUGUAUUAGAUAAUACUAAUAGUCAUCCAUCUUUAACAAAAGGAAGUAAUGAGAUUGCAAACCCAAUACAGAGCAUUGUUUUAUAUGACUAUGACUUUCUUCAAGAUGGCUCAGAUAUGGGAGAAGAAUCAGGAGGCCUUGAACUUCAAAGAACUGAUUUUGGAUAUGGGGAAAGUUUAAUACCAGAGUUGGAAGAUGUCCGAGUGGAGGAUUUGAAACUUGAAAGCCAGAGUGGUGAAAGUGAAGAAGACGAGACCUUGGCGCUUGUUGUUGGUUUUGAAUAUCGAGCUUUGGAAAGGGAAUUCCAGGAGAGAAGAGAAGAAGAAAUGGAUGGGUUUUACAGGGUUUACAAUGAAAGGAUGAAGUGGUUUGAUACACUCAACUGUGAAAGAACAUUGGCAAUAAGCACCAUGUUAAACAAACAAGUGGGAAACUUCAGUUUAUCUGAUGUCUUGGCCUUUGCAACUACAUAUACUCCUGAAAUCUAUUCAAGCAAAGCUGGGAUGAGAAGGCUCAUGAGGAGCUUACAGAGUGACUUUGAGACUGUAUAUGUUGGGCAGUCAUGCUUAUGUUGGGAUGCUCUCCAUCACCAGUUCAGGAAGGUCCAGGAUAUGUCUUCCCCUGAUGACAGGGAGAGCAUUGUGUACAAUUACAGUGCAGGGAGGUUUCAGCAAUUCCAGGUAUUGUUGGAGAGAUUCAUGGAGAAUGAGAAGUUCUAUGGAGAAAGAUUCUGGAGUUAUGUCCAGUGCAGGUUUUCUCAGAAAUAUUUCCUCCAUGUUCCUGCUAUAGCUGGAUACUUGCAAGGAGUGGAGAGAAGCACAGAGAAAACAAUGACACCAGAAGAACUGGUCAGAGUGAUAGAGGACUCAAUAAAGACAUUUUGGGCUUUUAUCAAAACAGACAGUAAGUGUUCUUCUUGGAAUCUUCAAGGCCUUUUUUUCACCCACCCUAGAGUUGAAGACCCAAGAGACUUAGAGGUACUCAGUGACCUCAAAAGGAGACUUCAUGCAAAGGAAAUUGAGAUGAAGGGGUUGCAAAGAAAGAAUAGGUGCUGGGUGAAGAGGUCAACCCCUAUCCAAGAAUCAGAUAGAAUGGAGAUGUUGUUUUGUAUGAUCGAUAUGAAACUCAUCUCCAGGGUUUUGAAGAUGUCUACUAUUACCUCCGAUCAACUCAUCUGGUGUCAAAAGAAGCUGAACCAUAUUGAGUUUAGGGGAGGCAGGGCGGCAGAGAGAGAUUGCACAGGCUAUCUAUUUCCAUCUUCAUGACAUUCCCACCAGAUCUAGGACUUCCAGUUUUGAUUUUGUGUAUAGAGUUUUGUCUGCUGGGACUCUGGUGUGUGAGAGGGGGGGGCAAUGCUUGGAUUGUGUACAGUUCGUGUGCUGGGUAUACUAUUGUAGAGAAGCGUUGUA